UGAUUUAUAUAACUGAGAACAGACUACAUUGAAUGUAUUUUUAUCGCCAUUGCUAUACAUUAGAUUUUCAAACAGGUUUUGGUGAUAAGAUCGAGACGUUACUGAACAGGACUAUAAAAAUAUAUAAAGAAUGCAAAAUUAUCAAAGGUUCAAAAUAAUCAUUUGACGCCAAAGUAAACAUAUAAUUUAGAAAAAAGGCGAAAAAUCUUUUUGGUUGCUACAGAUCCAAAUCAGAACUAAAGGACUGGCAAGCAUGAAAAAUAUAAAAGUGGCAGUUAACUUGUUGGCACUACUUGUUUUGGUGAUUGGGGAAGACAUUUGGUCAGGAAAAUCUCCAGAAAUUGAAAUUGAUUCGAAUAGUGAUUAUAACGGGAAUUAUAGCUCAUAUCCUUCAGCAUCAUACAACGGCGGUAACUUAACAGACGAAAAUGAUACAACACAAAUUCAGAUUCCGAGAAGAAGAGUAUACACAAGUUAUCAGCUAUGGCUGAUAGGUCAUCUGAAAAGACAAAUAGAAUUUGAAUAUAUUCUUCGAGGGGUUUCGCUAUCUUUUGCCUUCAUCUCAUUGUUCUUGUUAUCAUCUUUAAAGGUAAAGUCAUCCCUAAAGUUCUUUAUCCAUCGGCAAAUGCUUACGGCUUAUUGCAUUGCAGAUUCGUUGUUCCUGUUGACUCACCAAGAUGUACAAAUGGCAGCAGUGAAAGUGAAGACGGUGUGUACAGCUAUGACUAUUCUUUCACAUUACUUUAUGACAGCAUUUUUGACGUGCAUGCUAAUUGAAGGUGUGCACAUUUGCGUGAAAUUAACAGCAGUGUUCGACACAGAAUCCAAAGUGAAGCAGUAUAUGUUAUAUGGAUCUAUCGGAUGGGGUUUGCCGCUCCUAAUUAUAACUAUAGAAUUGAUUGGUUGGUUCGACCGAUUUGCAUCAUUGGAAACAUGCUCUUUACUGAACAAGAAAGCUGACCAAUGGUUGUAUAAAGGUCCCGUGGCAGCUAUACUACUGGCAAAUUUCGCAUGCUUUCUAUUCAUAUUGGGUGUAGUUAUGAGAGAGAUCAUCACUUCAAAAAGAUACACAGGUGGUUUGAAGAAGACAGCAGGAACCAUACGAUCAAUGCUGGUCAUUUAUCCUCUGCUUGGUAUCACAUUCUUAAUGGGUUUCUUUCUGGAGUUUGAUGACGUCAUCUUAGGAUAUGUAUUCGUCAUCUUUAACGGAAUUAUAGGGAUUUUAUUUUUCGUCUUCCACGUUGUGUUCGAUGAACAGGUGCGCAAAGCAUUUUUGAAAGAUGUUUGUGGGAAAAAAAAUGCUGUACAUAGUACGGGAACUAUACGAAGUGUGCGAUCAUCGUACAGCCCGCCGUUAGGUGAAGAUAGAAGACAAUCAAAUUUUGACGGCAUCAGUCAAAGAGAUUUAUACACUGGAAGUUCCAAUUUGGCGUUGUCACCAAACAGUUGUCGCAGAAUACACUUGACCGUCCGUCAAACAGAUUCAACAGAGCUGGAAGAUUUAGGUGUCAGGAACUGCACAACAGAUAACAGCUCACUUAGUUCGAAUUAAAAAAGACCCAAGACCUUGUUUUUACAACAUGUGGCAAUCAUUGACAGUGUGUUUUGAUUGGCUGUCGACAAAGAACAAGCCCGUAAAAAUAUAACAUUGGAAUAAAUGCGUUUUGCAAAUUAUAAAAGAUACCUCAUCGCUCUUCUGUUAGAGGUUAAUUGGUGCACAUCGUACGGCAGUUGUAAUGUUGAUAACAUUCUACCUAAAUUAGAAAAAUAGUUCUAUUAAUAGAAUCACUGAACUUAGAAAAAAGUGAAGUAUUUUACGUGGCCAAGUUAAUAUAUUUUUCUUCUA
Messenger RNA from Hydractinia symbiolongicarpus, 1846 nucleotides. RefSeq names its product adhesion G-protein coupled receptor D1-like. Gene Ontology annotation, cellular component: membrane. Lineage: Eukaryota; Metazoa; Cnidaria; Hydrozoa; Anthoathecata; Hydractiniidae. The record is from RefSeq and is a predicted model, not a curated record. Gene Ontology annotation, biological process: adenylate cyclase-activating G protein-coupled receptor signaling pathway; cell surface receptor signaling pathway. The coding region runs from base 254 to 1552 and encodes 432 amino acids. The transcript is spliced from 14 exons. Gene Ontology annotation, molecular function: G protein-coupled receptor activity.